AUGAGAAGAAAAUGGCUAAAAGUUUUAGGAAUUGAUCGUUGUUAUGAUUGGCAACGUAUAUGUAGUGAUCACUUUCUAGAAGAAAACUAUAAGCCAGGAAAAAAGAGAUUUUUAUUUUCAAAUGCUAUCCCCCAACCUUAUGAUCAAAAUGGUUUUCCUUCUAAGUAUGCUACUCAAAGUAAUGAUGAAAUUAGAAAUAAUGUAAUUUCACCAAUUGAACAAAAUAUGCAGUUUGAUGAAAAAAAAUUACUUAUAUUACAACUAAGAAGAAUAAUGGCAAAAAUCAAACAUGGACUCGCGUCAAAACAAUCAGGAAUUUCAAAUAUUAUGAAGCCAUAA
This is a messenger RNA of Macrosiphum euphorbiae (potato aphid), 339 nucleotides long. NCBI's taxonomy places the organism in Eukaryota, Metazoa, Arthropoda, Insecta, Hemiptera, Aphididae. The record is from the annotation of a GenBank genome assembly.